UGAAGUCUCCACAGCUGCAAUUCCGCCUCAUGUGAACGACUUCUGCUUUUCUUCUCAUAGCCUCCCUGGCACUACCGGCGGCCCACCUCGCGUUGCGCCUUCACCUGCCGCCCUGUGUCCGUUCACGGUCCACCACGCCUCCGUUCCGCUUCCCGCGCCGGCGCACAUCGACACUCUUCAUUUCCUCCCCUGACUCGUCACUCGUGCACUCAUCUAGCGCCAGGUAAAAUGAAAACAAACUGCAGAACUCGCAAUCCCAAACUUUGAAUGUUAGUGAUUUUAAUUUUAUCCGUCUAGCUUUUGUUAGUUGUGCCAGUUUGUGUAGUGCAGAGUGUUCCAGACGGCAGUAGUCCGUUACACUCUGCAGUUUGUUUGCAAAUUUGCAUUAAUAUACAGACAUAUAGCCAUUUGUGAGUAUUAAUUUCAUUUUUAGUAUCAAUCCCAUAUUCUCAUUGUUAUGAACAUGAUAUUGAGUAUUAACCCCAAUAGUAAUUUAGUAUUGAUGUUGUUUUGAAUGUUAAAACUCUCAUGUUGUACGCCAAUUUGAUUUAGGCCACCCCACCCCAAGUUAGAAGAACACAAAGCUCAGGGCGCACCAGAACCUUUGGGAGACGGCUGCUGCUCUCCUGAUCCAGAUUUGAAUCUUGGAAUUGCUGCUGCAGAUUUCGAAAUUAAUCCGUUAUUAUAAAACCAUUGAAUGGCUGGAUCAGUAAAAACAUGCUCUAUUGAUAACAACUCAAGUACCACUGAAGAUUGGACCGUUGUUCUUCGUCGACGUCCAAGGCCGAAAAAGAUUUCUUGCAAAACAAGUGACCCCUCUGAAGAACAAAAGCAAGAACAACCUUGGGCUCCACAAGAUUAUGAAACAGACCCAGAAACUGAAUUAAAGUUGAUGCAAAAGAUGCAAACUUGCAUCCAGAAACUUGAAACCUCGCACUUUUGGCUGAACUUCCUAGACCAAUUACAAACAGGUGAAACCUCAGAUCAGAUUGGACGGGUUUUGGGUCCUGAAACAAAGGUCUGCAUGGUAAUAUAUGGCAUCGGCAGCAUAGAAUCAUUUGAACCGCCCAGAUUGCAACUCAGCCUUGCGAUCUUGAUGAAAAGGGAGCUUAGUUGGAUUGGAGAGAUAGAGAUAUUUGAUCCGAUCAUAUCUUUAACAGAAUCUAGGGUUCUGGAAUCCCUUGGGUGCUCUGUUCUGUCUAUGAAUGAGAACGGCCGGAGAGAAGCAAUAAAACCCACACUGUUCUUCAUGCCACAUUGUGAGGCGGAGUUGUAUGAAAAUCUGUUGCAGGCGAAUUGGACGGUUGAUCUCCUGAAUCAUAUAAUUCUGUUUGGGAACAGUUUUGAGGAAUAUGAGCAUCACAUGUCGAUAUGCAAGAACCUUUAUUCUGCGGACCCGAGAAAGCAUAUCUUAGCUGCAAGGAAAUUCUCUAAGGAGUUUAGAAUCAAAUGUUCAGAAGAUUGCCUUCGAGCUUUCCAUAGUUCCAGUUGGCAUUUCUUUAGCAUUGACCCAGGGGCAGCAUUACCAAAGGUUUAAUGCAAGCCAUAGCUGUAAGUUAUUUUUCUAAUUUGUAAGAGAUGUACUUGUGUUAUUGGGACACACAAAAUCUGUUAAUGUUAUGUACUCUUAUAUCUGUAUGUUUGCAUCAUUGCCAUCUACAAAAACUAUGAGACCACAUGAUGGCAUACUAAAAUAGGUACAACUGUAUAAGUGGGGAGAUUUAAUGAAUUACAUUUUACACUUGAGAUUCUCUAUUUAUCGAGAAAUUGUACUUCAAAUGAUAGAAGGAAGUGAAAUUGAAAGAAUUCUCUUUUGGCUAUAUGUUAGCCCUUGAAGCUUAGGUUAAGUAUGUCGUGAUCAUUGUUUAUCUCUUAUAUGGGAGUUGGAACAUGCUGGGAAUUUGGAGUUAUUGGUCGAUCCAAUGGCGGUUCUUCUGGGAGCUGUGCUGUGAACUCGAGACACUUAAUCAGCUCGGGCCUCGGGGGUGUGUACUUGUGUUGUGGUGUGUAUAAUCCGAAGCUUGGAGAAAUGUUCUGAGUAACUCACAAGACACAAUUCAUCUCUCAAUGUUGAGAGGUUGUUUUUGAGAGAGACCAUGAAGCUCGAAGUAAUGACUGAGGCAAUCAAGAAGGCCAUUUGAUCAAUACGUUUAUUGUAUGACUGAUCAGAUGUGUGAUGACAUUAUGACAUUAUGCACGUUUUCUGAUUGUUAUACUCAUUUCAGUAAGAGUACAAAGCUUAUUAAGAUUGUUCAAAUGCAUAAUUAGUAUUUACAAUCCAAAUCACUGGAGUUAGUUAAACUCUAUUUAGUCAGUUAUCAUGAAAACUAUAAGAAUAUCAUUAGAUAAACC
Cuscuta epithymum is the source of this 2352-nucleotide messenger RNA. Lineage: Eukaryota; Viridiplantae; Streptophyta; Magnoliopsida; Solanales; Convolvulaceae. The record is from the annotation of a GenBank genome assembly.